Messenger RNA from Dichomitus squalens LYAD-421 SS1, 741 nucleotides. Its product is annotated as L domain-like protein. Lineage: Eukaryota; Fungi; Basidiomycota; Agaricomycetes; Polyporales; Polyporaceae. Gene Ontology annotation, molecular function: U2 snRNA binding; protein binding. The transcript is spliced from 4 exons. The record is from RefSeq and is a predicted model, not a curated record. The coding region runs from base 1 to 741 and encodes 246 amino acids. Gene Ontology annotation, cellular component: U2 snRNP. Gene Ontology annotation, biological process: mRNA splicing, via spliceosome.
AUGAAGCUCACCCCGGAGCUCAUCCAGUCCGUCCCCUCCACGCUCAACCCCGUAAAAGAGCGGCAGCUCGACCUCAGAGGAUACACCAUCCCUGCCAUUGAAAAUCUUGGUAUAACCAGGGAUCAGCAUGACUGUAUAGAUUUUACAGACAAUUCGAUCAUCGUCUUGGGAAACAUACCCCUCCUCCGUCGCUUGCGCACGCUCUUGCUCGCGAACAACCGAAUAUCGUCCAUCUCCCAGUCCCUGCAUCUGUCUGUGCCGAACCUCACCACGCUUGUGCUUACGAACAACAACAUCGCCGAGCUGGGCGAUCUCGAGCCUUUGAAGGAUGUCAAGUCUCUGCAGUAUUUGUCCUUGCUGGGAAACCCUGUGCGGGAAAAGAAGUGGUAUCGGGAGUGGCUUGCAUGGCGUAUUCCCAGUCUGAGAGUUCUUGAUUUCCAGAGGAUUCGCGACAAGGAGAGGCAAGCUGCAAAAGCUUUGUUCUUGACCGCGGACAACCUCCCAACACAGCUCGCGACUACGAUCUCGCAAACUGUCACAACACACUCGUCAAAACCUCCAAUCACGACCGACGAGCCCAAGCCGGCCCUGCAGGGCAAGGCGGGAAGACUGAUGUCCAAGGAGGAGGCGGACAAGGUCCGCGAGGCGAUCGCGCGUGCGACGUCGGUGGAGGAGAUCAGGAGGCUGGAGCGGAUGCUGAAGGAGGGAUUCUUGCCUGGGAUGGAGUCAGUUGGUGCAUGA